AUGGCGCAGCAGGUCGAGGCGCUGCGCGCCGACGGCGUGCACAAGGAGGUGAUCCGCGAGGGCAGCGGCGCGCCGCCUGAGCCCCGCGACGGCACCAAGGUGGGCCUGGCGCUCAUUUUGGCACGCGCCCCCUCCCCGUGUCCCCUCUGUUACUGGGGGGCAGGGAUAUAUCGUGGGCCRGGAUCUAUCCCACAUGCUGGGACAAGCCCCUUCCCCAUUACUGCCCACCACAUCUACCCCGGUGCCCUCACUACCCCACUGCAGCACGUCGUGCUCUACCCCAUGGUGUCCAAGAGCCUGCGCAACAUUGCAGCGGGGAAGGACCCGCUGGAGGGGCAGCGCCACUGCUGUGGCAUUGCCCAGCUGCACGAGCACCACUCACUGGGCUACGCCGACCUCGAUGAACUGCAGAAGAACCCACAGCCCCUCAUCUUCGACAUCGAAGUGCUCAAGGUGGAAGAGCCGGGCUCGUACCAGCAGGACCCCUGGGCCAUGACGGACGAGGAGAAGCUGCAGGCCGUACCGCUGAUCCACAAGGAAGGCAACGAGCUCUACCGGCAGGGCAAGGUUCCCGAGGCAGCCUCCAAGUACUACGAUGCCAUCGCAUGUCUCAAAAACCUGCAGAUGAAGGAGCAGCCUGGCUCUCCGGAUUGGAUUGAACUCGACCAGAAAAUCACCCCGCUGCUCUUAAACUAUUGCCAGUGCAAGCUGCAGUGCCAGGAGUACUAUGAGGUGCUGGAUCACUGCUCCUCCAUUCUCAACAAGUACGAGGACAACGUCAAGGCCUACUUCAAGCGGGGCAAGGCGCACGCAGCCGUGUGGAACGUGGCCGAGGCGCAGGCUGACUUUGCCAAGGUGCUGGCACUCGACCCCUCGCUGCGCCCCGUCGUGGCCAAGGAGCUGCGCAGCCUGGAAGCCCGCCUGCGCGAGAAGGACAAGGAGGACAAGGUCCGCUUCAAGGGCAUCUUCUCCCAGUAGAGCCCGCGGCCGCACGAGAGAGUCCAAAACUCUCUGACCAGGUUCUUUUAGAUAUUCCACAUGUGGAAUGUUUAUUGUUUAUUAAUGUUUAAUACAGAUUUUACUUAUUUGAAGUGAUUGGACAUUACGCAGGGUUUUGACUUAGCAGUGAUACAGUUGUGCACUUAAGUCAUGUUACGCGUUUGAAUUAGCCCUAGCAGAGUGUAGCAAUCGUGGUAUAUGGUAGAAACACGGUAUAAAUGUGAAUCUCGUUGCCAGUCUGUACACUAUGCUCGGCAUCACACUGCCAAGCCAGGAAGGACUGUGCGUGCGUGUUGAAGCCUGCUCAAGCCCACUGUUCUCAUCGGAAUUCCUGCCUUCAGCAUUUGGGUUUUAUACAUCGUGUCGGGCUGUAUGAACCCCAUGACGCUCUGGCUGAGUUGUUUAUAGUCAUGGGGUCUCCAGUGCCAAGUCUGUGCCCUGGCUCUUAYUGCUUCGUGCCUCUGCUCCUCUCUGCUGUAUCUCGUGUCACCAUUUCUCAAGGCCUCUACUCUCAGGCCAGGCCUGUAUUUCUUUAUGCUGCCUCAUUCUGUUA
This is a messenger RNA of Nothoprocta perdicaria, 1552 nucleotides long. RefSeq names its product aryl hydrocarbon receptor interacting protein (gene AIP). NCBI's taxonomy places the organism in Eukaryota, Metazoa, Chordata, Aves, Tinamiformes, Tinamidae. Bases 1 to 978 code for a protein of 325 amino acids. The record is from RefSeq and is a predicted model, not a curated record. Gene Ontology annotation, molecular function: protein binding; peptidyl-prolyl cis-trans isomerase activity. The transcript has 5 exons.